Molecule: messenger RNA, 1191 nt
Organism: Peromyscus californicus insignis
Lineage: Eukaryota; Metazoa; Chordata; Mammalia; Rodentia; Cricetidae
Product: coiled-coil domain-containing protein 1-like
Exons: 6
Coding region: 1-1191 (396 amino acids)
Source: RefSeq, a predicted model, not a curated record
AUGAUAAGAGAGGUGACUGUGAUGACACAGAAUGGAACCAUGAUAACAUCAAAUGAGAUUGGGAUGACACAGGAGGAGACUGUAGUAACAAAUGAUGACAAAAGGAGAUACUGUGAUGACACACUAGGAGAUCAUGAUGACACAAUAGGAGAUUGGGGUGACACAGGAGGAGACUGUAAUGACAUAGUAGCAGACUGUGAUGACAUAAAGGAGACUGACGACACAGUAGGAGACUGUAAUGAUACAAAUGGAGAUAGAGAUGACCCAGUAGAAGACGAUGAUGAAAGAGUAGGAGACUGUGAUGUCACAGAAGGAGACUAUGAUGACACAAGUGGAGAUUGUGUUGACGCAGUAGGCGAACUUGAUGACAUAAUAGGAUACUGUGAUGAUACAAUACGAAAUAGAGACUGUGACGACACAGUAGGAGACUGCAAUGACACAAAUAGAGAUAGAGAUGACCCAGUAGAAGACUGUGAUGAAAAAGUAGGAGACUGUAUUGUCACAGUAGGAGACUAUGAUGACACAAGUGGAGAUUGUGUUGAUGCAGUAGGAGAACCUGAUGACAUAAUAGGAUACUGUGAUGAUACAAUAGGAAAUGUAAUAGACCGUGAUGAUAUAGUUGGAGACGGUGAUGUCACAGUAGGAGACAAUGAAGACAAAAUAGAAGACUGUGAUGACACAAUAGCAGAUUGUGUUGACAAAAUAGGGAACAAAUAUGACACAGUAGAAGACAGAGACUGGGAUGACACAGUAGGAGAUUGUGAUGACACAAUGGAAGAACACAAUGGCAGAGUAGGAGACUGUGAGGACACAGUAGGAUACAGCAAUGGCACAAUAGAAUAUGAUGACACUUUAGGAGACUGUAAGGACACAAUAGCAAACUGUGCUGACACAAUAAGAGACUGCGAUGAUACAGUAGGAGAUUGUGAUAACACAGUAGAAGACUAUGAUGAUAAUGAAGGAGACUGUAGUGAUACAGUAGGAGAUGGUGAUGACAAAGUAGGAGAAUGUAAUGACACAAUAGGAGACAGAGAUGGUGAUGAUACAAUUGGAGACUGUGACAUCACAAGAGGAGACGGUGAUGACAGAGUAGAAGACAGUGGUGGCACAGUAGAAUUUGAUGACACAGUAGAAGACUGUGAGGACACAAUAGGAUACGAUGAUGACACAAUAGGAGACUGGAUGAUAUAA